AUGGCUCAACGACCGUCAAGAAUUUCUAGGUCUUCUGGUAACAUUUCCUUUAAUAAUCCAUCCGCACCUGGCAUUCACAAUUUUCGUAUUAGGCUUUCUGAACCCACAGAACACCAACCGAACCCUCUUCGGGUUGCCUUUUUGGAGUAUCAAAAUGCUGGCUUGACAUUGCAGCAUUCCUCCGUUAUUCAAGAAAAUAAUAACCUCCGUUCUCGACUUUCUUUCCUUAUUCAGGAAAUUAAUAAUCUUCGUUCUGAAGUUACCGAAUUAAAAGAUCAAAUGAAAGUUCAAGAGGCUGCCCUUUCUAUUUCAAAUAGAGAAUUUGAAGAAUUUUUUCUUAAUGGUCCAUUUUCCGUAAAUGAUCAACCUUGA
Molecule: messenger RNA, 372 nt
Organism: Dentiscutata erythropus
Lineage: Eukaryota; Fungi; Glomeromycota; Glomeromycetes; Diversisporales; Gigasporaceae
Source: the annotation of a GenBank genome assembly